AUGAAUCCGAAGGAAAGCAAUUGGAGGCAUCUGUGUGAGCGGCUGGAAAUAGGUGCUGUCUGCGGAAAGACUGCGAGAGGCAAACGAGUCCUGGUCGAUCGAAUGAACUACCUGAUACGCGUAUCUCUGUACCGCGGAAUCGUCAUCUGCAAACGAUCGGAAACGCUGAGGGACGGAACCUCCGACCGGAAGUGCCUCACGAUCGACUAG
Molecule: messenger RNA, 210 nt
Organism: Soboliphyme baturini
Lineage: Eukaryota; Metazoa; Nematoda; Enoplea; Dioctophymatida; Soboliphymatidae
Source: the annotation of a GenBank genome assembly